CUGCUGCCCUGGCAGCUCCCGGCGGGUCCCGCAGCAGCGACGGGCGAUGGGGCGAAUCCCCCACAGACCGGGCGGCCCUUGGACAGGGAUUCUCCUGGCAGCCUCCGUCCUGGGCUCCUGCCUCCAGCUGGCCCUGGCCCAGACCCCAGUGACCAUCAUCCCGCCGAGCACGGUGCAGAUACGGAGCCCGACUAGCCGUGUCCUCGCCACGGUGGUUCUGCGCGGCUCUGAAAUCCUGCCCAAGCCCACGGUGACGCCCGGCCAAAUCCAGGUGCUGGAGAACGGGACCUUCACCCUCAGGUGUAACAGCUCCCCCAGCGCCGACACCGUGCUCUGGCUCCGGGACGGGGCGUCCCUCGCGCCCAGUGAGCGGCUGAUGCUGUCUCCUGACAACCGGACCCUCACGGUGCUGGGUGUCACCCGGGACGACGCCGGGACCUACCAGUGCGAGGUCAAGAACCCCGUCAGCACCAACCGCAGCGAGCCCAGCAACGUGACACUGGCCUAUGGGCCAGACUCUGCCAGGAUAGACCCGCCAGGACCCAUCAACCUGACCCUCGGGUCCCCUCUGACCCUGACGUGCGUCGCCGACUCCGUCCCAGGCCCGAGCUAUCGCUGGGUUCUCAACGGCACCGACACUAAGGAGACCGGGAGCAGCUGGACCUUUAACCUCACGAUCUGGGCUCAGCAGGGCACGUACGAGUGCCGGGCUCACAACCCCGUCACCGGCCGCACUGCCUGGGCGUCUGUCGCCGUGCGGGUGACAGGGACGGGUGCUACUUCAGGUCUCUCUGCUGGGGCUAUGGCUGGGAUCGUCAUCGGGUCAUUGGUGGGGACGGCGCUGGUCGGAGUCGGGGCCUAUUUCCUCUACUCUCGCUGCCGGAACGAGACCCCCAGGGAGAACGAGGCACCCGUCCCAGUGUACGAGAACCAGCCCCCGACAGCCUGGGCGGGGCCAGUGGCCAAGCCCAGGAGCCCCCCUGACCCCAGCCCCACGUACCAGACGCUGCAGCCCCGACAGCCGGACGUGUACGAGGAGCUGAAGAACACCGCCGUGUCCUACCCACAGGACUCGCUGCGGGGCUCCCGGCACGACCCAGGGGCUGCAGGCUCCGAGGGUCGGCACUGGGAAGCCGAGGGGCUGACCCCAGGGAGAGUGCCAGCGUCGCCCCGGGUGACACCCAGCACCGUGAGGGUCCGGUUGUCAGCGGACAGCCCCAGCCGCUCACUGGGCGCGAGGGACGCCCCGUCCCGGAGCCAGAGCACGGUGUCGGCGCUGGGGGAGCUGUUACACCUGAGGGUGAAGGUCCCGUCCUCCAGCACCUGGAUUUGGCCGGGCGUCACCGUGGGCUUGGGCAGGAUUUCUGGGAACAGAGAGAGUCACUGUGGGGAGUGGCUGGAUGCUCCGGAACGCCAGGCCGAUGGGGGCGGGGCGGUUUGUGAACUGAGCAAAGCAGCUGUGAAAGAGCAGCCGGCGCCGGCCCAGACCCCAGUGACCAUCGUCCUCUCCCCGCCGAGCCCCGCGCUGGGAGGGGGCGUCAGCCUGGCCCCGCAGCCAACGCCACAGGACAUGCGGUCCUGCAGCUGGUACCGAUCAGCGACCGCUGCUGAACCCAGCCGGAUCCUCACCUACUACCCAGCUCCAAACCCCGCUCAGCAGAACGGCCCGGCCCACACGGGGCGGGAGACAGCGGGGCCGGGCUGCGUCCUGCACAUCGCGGGGUUAACGCUCAGCGACACCGGGAACUACACGGUGCAGAUACUGAGCCCGACCAGCCCCGGCCUCGCCACGGUGCAUCUGCGCGUCUCUGGAGCCGGACGGCCAGAGCCAGAGCUGGGGGCUGGCACCUGCCCAGGCAGCUGGCGAACGCCCGGGCGCUGCGUGCGAGUCCUGACCCAGCCGCCCGGCGAGGCCCAGCGGGGGCAGCUCAUCGUGGGCGCUCAGCUCUGGCUCCGGGACGGGGCGUCCCUCGCGCCCAGUGAGCGGCUGGGGCUGUCCCCUGACAACCGGACCCUCACGGUGCUGGGUGUCACCCGGGGCGACGCCGGCACCUACCAGUCCGAGGUCGGGAACCCCGUCAGCACCAACCGCAGCGAGCCCAGCACCAUGACACUGGCUUCCCCGAGCUAUCGCUGGGUUCUCAACGGCACCGACACUAACGAGACUGGGAGCAGCUUGAACGUUAACCCCACAACCUUGGAUCAGCUGGGCACGUACAAGUGCCGGGCUCACAACCCCGUCACCGGCCUCAUGGCUAGCGCAGAGAUCAAGGGGCUGGGGGCAAAGGGUGAAGGACCCUUCCCACGACACCACAGGGCAAUGGCAACAGGACACUUACCCCAGUCCCGCGGGGCGGUGGCCCCAAUCCCAGGUGGAUGGAGGGGCAGGACACACGGUAACGCUCUCUCUGUUCCCUGCACAGAAAAGCUUGCCAAGCCCACGGUGACGGCCAGCAAAACCCAGGUGCCUGAGAAUGGGACCCUCACCCUCACGUGCAACACUUCCCCCAGCGCCGACACCAUGCUCUGGCUCCAGAACGGGUCGUACCUCGCACCCAACAAGCGGCUGGGGCUGUCCCCUGACAACCGGACCCUCACGGUGCAGAAUUUCACCUGGGGCGACGCCGGGACCUACCAGUGCGAGGUCGGGAACCCUGUCAGCACUGAACGCAGCGAGCCCAGCACCGUGACGCUGGCCUAUGGGCCAGAAUCCGCCAGGAUAGACCCUCCAGGACCCGUCAACCUGACCCUUGGGUCCCGUCUGACCCUGACAUGUGUCGCCGACUCUGUCCCAGCCCCGAGCUAUUCCUGGUUUCUCAAUGGCAACAAAUUACCCCAGACCGGGAGCAGCUUGACCUUUGACCUGACAACGUUAAAUCUGGGCACAUACAAGUGCCAGGCUGACAACCCUGUCACUGGCCUCACGGCUAACGCGGCGAUCGAGGUGCUGGUCUCUCCUCCAGACGCCCCUCGUCCAGGUCUCUCUGCUGGGGCCGUCGCUGAGAUCGUCAUCGGGUCACUGGCGUGGGCGGCGCUGGUCGGAGUCUUGGAGUCUUGCUCUAUUUCCUCUGUGAGUAAGAGCCCCCCCACGGUGAUGCCGAACCAAACCCAGGUGCCCGAGAAUGGGACCCUCACCCUCAUGUGCAACACUUCCCCCAGCGCCGACACCGUGCUCUGGCUCCAGAACGGGUCGUACAUCGCACCCAACAAGCAGCUGGGGCUGUCCCCUGACAAACGGACCCUCACGGUGCAGAAUUUCACCUGGGGCGACGCCGGGACCUACCAGUGCGAGGUCGGGAACCCCGUCUGCACUAAACGCAGCGAGCCCAGCACCGUGACGCUGGCCUAUGGGCCAGAAUCCGCCAGGAUAGACCCUCCAGGACCCGUCAGCCUGACUCUUGGGACCCGUCUGACCCUGACAUGUGUCGCCGACUCUGUCCCAGCCCCGAGCUAUUCCUGGUUUCUCAAUGGCAACAAAUUACCCCAGACCGGGAGCAGCUUGACCUUUGACCUGACGACGUUAAAUCUGGGCACGUACAAGUGCCAGGCUUACAACCCUGUCACUGGCCUCACGGCUAACGCGGCGAUCGAGGUGCUGGUCUCUCCUCCAGACGCCCCUCGUCCGGGUCUCUCUGCUGGGGCCGUCGCUGGGAUCGUCAUCGGGUCACUGGCGGGAGCGGCGCUGGUCGGAGUCUUGGUCUAUUUCCUCUACUCUCGCUGCCGGAAUGAGACCCCCAGGGAGAACGAGGCACCCAUCCCAGUGUACGAGAACCUGCCCCCUACAGCUGGGGCGGGGCCAGUGGCCCAGCCUGGGAGCCCCCCUGACCCCAGCCCCAUGUACCAGACGCUGCAGCCCCGACAGCCGGACGUGUACGAGGAGCUGAAGAAGUGACGCCCCCUCCUGCCCCCGGGGCCUGCUGGGAGGGGCCCGGGGCAUGCUGGGAAAGGCGCGUCCCUGAGCCUGGGUCCCGACGUCCCGUCGAUGACGCGUUAAAGGGCAGGAACAGUCACCGCCCGGCCCGUGGGUCCGUCCGUCCGUCCGUCUGUCCAUGCUGCUCCCUGGGCCCAUCACCGCAGCGUCUGGGCCCCUGCGAGGAAAUCAGAAAGUCGGCGCCUGUGACUGGCUCCGGCUCCGUUGUGCCCAGCACAGGAUUCGGCUGGUGACGUCUCACGACCAAACACCCCCCGGCCUGGGGCACGUGCCCUGUUCUCUGCCCGCCUGACCUGGGCCUGGCGCUCUGUGUCCCACACCAGGCCGUGGGAGCUCCCCACUGCUCGGAGGGGCCCGGGCGGCUCAGUGACCGGCCUGGUCCCACGGGGAGUCUGUGGGGCUGCAGGGACUCAGACCCGGGUCUCCGCAGUGCCCGGCUGGUGCCCAAACCAGGGCCAGGGGUCCCUGCCCAGGGCUUCCCCCCACCCUCCCCCCAGUGCCCGGCCCCACGUCUUCCCCUCCCGGGGGCCGUUCUCCCCUGCAGAGCUGUGAGCAGCGACGCCGACCCACCCGCCCAGCCGGGACCCGGGACCCCUGGCGGAGGGCACAGGGCACUGAGGGGUUCACGGGGCCCCCGGCCCUGACGUCUCCAGACCAGCCCCCAAAGGGGCUCGGGAGGUCCUUGCCCGGAGCCGGCAGCGCUGGGCGCGGUGACCGCGGUGUGCCGUGUGCCGGGAGCACGUCCGGAGCUGUGUCUGGCCUGUGUCCCAGGGGCUGGUUCCAGCCAGGCAGCGGGAGGCGCCAGGCCCGUCCCCGGCAGACAGGAGGUACCAGGCCGUUCUCUGUGCCCGGCUCCGGGGGCGCUGGGUGGUGCUGAGCUCGCCAGGCGGCUGGUUCCACCCGGAGCCAGGCCCCAGCAGCAUCUGCACCAGGCCCAGGGAA
Molecule: messenger RNA, 4873 nt
Organism: Mauremys mutica (yellowpond turtle)
Lineage: Eukaryota; Metazoa; Chordata; Testudines; Geoemydidae
Product: basement membrane-specific heparan sulfate proteoglycan core protein-like
Exons: 23
Coding region: 47-3892 (1281 amino acids)
Biological process (GO): heterophilic cell-cell adhesion
Cellular component (GO): cell surface
Source: RefSeq, a predicted model, not a curated record